GGCCAGGCAAGAGGUAAACACGAUUUUUGGACGGUUUUGGUAACUGCUGGCCUGCUUGGCAAAAUAAAAUGGCAUUUGUACGCGAUUUCGUUUGCUGACUGAUGACUGCUGUACUUGGUGCUUGCCAAACACCAGACACGCGGCGGACAAAAAGAAAGUCCUGUGCAGCGGGGAACCGCUGGCUCUGACGUGCUCACAUUCGACUGGAACACCGGGCACAUUGAUCAAGACGGCGGGUCAGAGCCGCAGCCUCGUUCGGGCACUCGUGCGUACAUUCGCUGCUGGUGCUCUAGAUCGAAAGCAGAAGUCACAGCAUCAAGCGUUCGCGGGCAAAUGACACAAAGAAAAAAUAUUCGUAGACAGAGCCUUCCAUUCAAUCCGUCCAACAGCCUCCUCCCAAAAAUCAAAGUAGAGCAACGACUCCCGGCUGCGGCUACAACAGCAACAACUCCAAAAAUCGAUGCCCCACUGCCACAUAAUGGUCUAUAUGCGAAUUGUGCUGACAACCUUGGUGACCGUAACGUGCCUGCUGGGGGACAACUUCGUGGAGCUGACGCAGCAUCCGCUGCUGAAGGCCCUGGCGGACAAUGCAACGCACGCCGCCAUCGGCGCCCUCACCGGCAUCGCCUUUUCGAUGCAAUUCUACGAGCGAACCACGCAACUAUUUGGCUGGAUAUUGAUUUUCACCUGUUUCGUAGUUUCAUCGUUCAUUGACUUGGAUCACUUUGUGGAGGCCCGUUCGCUGUACCUGGAGGAUGCCACCAAUCUGUCGCGUCGUCCGUUCCUGCACUGUUCCAGCAUCAUCCUGGUCAUGUUGCUGUUCUACAUAUGCACCGCGUGCCUGAACUACUUCCGCACCAGCCUACUGCUGGGCGCCUUGCUCUGUGCCUUCAUCACACAUCACACGCGUGACGCUGUGCGUCGCGGCUACUGGUUGUGUCCCAUGGGACACACGGAUCGCGUGCCGCAGCUUGCAUACAUCAUAAUCACGAUCAUGACGCCUCAUCUGUUGGGCUGUCUGCACGCCAUCUGUCGCAGUGUCCUGGUGCUAAACUUUUUGGGGCAAUACGUGAAAUUAAGCGAAUGCAAUUAUCGCGGUGGAUCCGGGUCAGGGUCAGGGUCGGUCUGUUUGAACGCCAACUAUCGUUACAUGCAGGUGUAAGGGGAUUAACGAUUUACCUUGUGAUACGAGAACGUACUGCAAAAUCAUCAAAUGGUGAAUGCAAAUGCUUUUUAGGCUUCAAGCGCAUUAGAUUAGCUUUAACAUUGGAUCAGCUAGAUACCAAUUACUUCCACACUACAGGACACAAUUUUAGAUACUACAAUUAGUUUUAUUCGAGUACCUUUUGGGAACUGUGAUUCCCGUCCAAUCGAUAUGAUAGUUUUGUCCAUUAACUAGCGUAGGUUUUUACUAGACUCUAAACACAGAUAAUAUCCGAAUUGUGAUAUGUAGUUGAUAGUGAAACUAGUGUAACGAGCAUAGCGCACAACAAAUCAGUUUUUCAACUUCCAACUUUGACUCAAUAUCGUAGGCAGGCCUUACUUAUAGUAAAUAGUAUUAUGUAUUAAGCCAUUUUAAUCUAUCCUAGCCGAAAGUAUAAUAAAUCCAAAUAAUUGCCUUAAACUAAAGUGCUGUCUCAACAGCCUUCGAAUCACGGCCAACAUGCCAGCAUACAAAUACAAUCUACCAUUAAUCCUA
Molecule: messenger RNA, 1699 nt
Organism: Drosophila miranda
Lineage: Eukaryota; Metazoa; Arthropoda; Insecta; Diptera; Drosophilidae
Product: transmembrane protein 267
Exons: 3
Coding region: 461-1162 (233 amino acids)
Source: RefSeq, a predicted model, not a curated record